ACUGCAGGGAACCGAAUCUGUUUUAGCAGAUUUGGCAGGCAGAAAAGCUGACAAAUACUGCAGGGGGUUUAAAGUUCCAGGAAAGACUAUGUUACAUAAUCUGUUUUGCUACGGGUUGAUAUUGGCUGCGGAGUUAGACUACAAUCUCAAUGCCCCUAUUAUUAUUGAGAAAUCCAAGUUGUUUGAGCUAAUUACCAAUUGACCUCCCAAUGACCACGCGCAUGAAAGGGAAGUUGAUUUAGCAAUAUUAUACUCCGUAUAAACUGACGUAGGCUAAAUGCAUUUUCCAUUGGUAUUUUCCACUUAACAAUUCUCAAUUCUGAACAUUACUCGAUGUGUGAAUAUCGAGUUAGAAAUAUUGGAAAAAUCGCUGGAAACUGACAUGAAUUCAGGACUAAAACAAUCAUCUGGUUAACUUUCAUCACCUUUCACAAUGUGAUCCUAGCAAUUACUGAAUAAACAUCUUGCAACAUGAUGGAGCGCGGGACAAGCUUUGCGUUUUCCACGUUUCUACUGAUUACAGUGUCUUGUGUGUUGUGUUUGGGUGAUUCUGAACCAAUGCUUGUUAGUUACUCACAAUCGCUUGAACAACUUGAUAAAGGUUUUCAAAAAACAGCUGUUUUUAAUGAAAUUGAUACAUCAACACCGGAUCUUGGAAACAGCGACAAAGGAUUCAUUUGGAACACCGAAGACGGCGGGAUUUCCGCUCGAAGGCGAAAAAGACGUCAAGUUAGGAGCAACAACCUGAUAGAGCUUUUUGUUUCACAAGAAUGUGAAGGCAUCGUUCUGCGAUGGUCGAAGCCCAACUUUCCUUCGAGUACUGACUUCCACAGUAGCAAUUCGGAGUUCAGUCAUUACAACAUCUAUCGUGAAACGAAUUUCUUCUCAUCUGUGACGGGCCUGCGACCGAUUGCAUCGGGAAGAAAUGUAGCCGAACUCCGGAAUCUGCUGCUGGAAAAAUGGAUUGAUAAAUUUCCUCCAACUGGGACAGGCCUGUUUUAUGCUGUAACCGUUGUGAACAAUAAGGGAGAAGAACCAAGCAAUGUUCUUCCUAAACAGACAUCAUUUUUUGGCAGUUUUGAUGGUGUUGGCGGUAACCCGGCAAGGAUCAUGCCCAAUAUCAUUCAAGGCAACGUAAUGACUCACAGUGUUGCAUACAAUAAUUUCCGCAAUGAAUAUUUCGUUAUUUUUGAUGUGGAUCAGAAUAAUGACAACAUUCCUGACCGAGUGUAUGGAUGGCGUAUCAAUGGACUGGGACAAAUCUUGAACCGACAGUUGAUUGACUUCACCCUACGGGGGGCAACGACCGAACAAGGGCAUCCUUCUGUGGCGUUCAACCCCAGCACUCAAGAAUACCUGGUAACCUGGCAUCUCAGUGCGCCAGCAAUACAAGGAGGUGCUCACAUUAUUAUCGCGCAAAGAGUGCAUGGUCAUCGAACAGUAAAGAAGAGUAAUCCUUUUAUGCUCGUGAAUGCUAAAUUCGCUAGUGGAUUCCGUCCCGUUACUGAGCCAAAAUUAAUGUACAACGCUGGCUCUGGUGGAUACGUGAUGACAGCUAUGGUGAACGAACCGCCCAAAACUCUAUUCGUUGUUUUCAUGAGACCCGACGGUAAAGCCUCGUCCUUAACGCCUCUUUUUAAAGGCGAAGUUCUGGAAGGAAAACUAUUUAUGGAUACAAAACAUCAACAAGUGUACAUUGUGUAUCAAGUUCCACAAUGGGCCGUCACACUGACGUCUGAGAGUGAUGAGAAACUGAAGCAGUAUCCUUACAUAAUCCUACUUUCAAAGGCAAAUGCAACUGGUGCGCUUUUGAAACUAGGCAGCAGUAUGUCUGUGAGAUACAUGGUCGGUUAUACCAGGGAACGAAAUGCUCAUCUUGAUGGGUUUUUUGACCGGAAUAAUGGGUGGUUGACUGUGUUUUGGAACAACCGGGAGAAUGGUACAAGUGUAAUCAGCUCCUCGACUGUAGUUGGUUUACCAGGAACAUUCAGACGUGAAAUGAAUGCACACAAUUGUAAGCAACACAAGAACGUGAAGAACUCAGUUUCUUGUUUUCUACCGACAAACAACGCUCAUGUUAUGGUCUGGGAGGAAGGGGCGAGACUUGGCGGAUAUCUUGUGAAAGAUGGCGCUUUUAAUCCAGUGUCUGGAAUUCAACGCAGCGCUGUUGUUAUUUACAACGCGCGACAUAGCAGAGCGUUUGUUGUCUACCAACAAACUGUUAGUGGUAGUAGAGUGUUGUUUGUCAAGAAUCUUGCUCCUAGUUCGCAUUCCACGUGUAGUCCCGCGUGUGGGUCCUCCGAAAGAUGUGUUAUGAAGGAUGUAUGUACACCAAGGAACCCAGUCGUUGUCAAUAAUGCACGAACAUGCCUAAAAGAUAAUGGUGGAUGCAGCCAUACUUGUACUGGUCUUUCCAAUGGCAGAAGUUGUUCUUGUCGGGCAUCUUAUACACUUGCCUUGGAUGGAAUGAAAUGUUUUCUCACAGCUGCCAGGCCAGAUGUCUCUCUGUUGUACUCGACAGUAGGUUCGAUUUGGUCAGCAAGUGUCUAUUAUGCAGAGAAACGUGUAUCGUUUACACGAAUCCCAAUUCACGGGCAACAAAUUAUUUCAUUCUUCUAUAACGCAAAGGACGAAUAUCUAUACUGGGCAGAUGCUCGAGCACAGAAGAUAUUCAGGGCACAUCUAGAUGGAACGAAUAAGCAAGAAAUUAUAAACAACCAAGUCAUUCUACCAGAUGGAAUGAUUAUCGAUCCAAAAGCGGGAAGAUUGUAUUGGGCUGAUGGUCAAGUUGGCACUUUGUUUCGUUCCUUCUUGGACGGAGCAAAUGUUGCGUCGUUUGUUAUUGGUAUUGAUAAACCUAGAGCCUUGUCAUUGCAUCAAAAGAACGGAUGGUUAUUUUGGACAAGUUGGGGUGCAGUAGCGAAGAUAGAGCGAAUCAACACGAACGGUAGCAAUCGAGUCGUUCUCGUUCAAAGUGGCCUGCAAUGGCCUAAUGGUUUAGCAAACGAUGGAAAAUAUUUGUACUGGGCGGAUGCUCGUUCUAAGAAAAUAGAAAUGAGCGACUUAGACGGUAAUGGAAGAAUCACUGUUACAACGAAUGGUGUUACCCAUCCAUACGGUUUGGGAAUAGCUGGAAACAGAUUGUACUGGACGGAUUGGACGGGUCAUAUUCGUUCUUUGGAUAAACGCCAAUCUUACCGACAGCCUGACGAGAUUGCAAUUGGAAUUCUGAAACCAUUUUCUUUACAGAUUUACAAUGGAACGGCUUUGAAAGCUAGCUUCUGUACAGAUCCAGGGAUACCAUUGUUUGGAGGGCGAAAUCCACGUCCAACAAAAGCUGGAGGAAAAUACAACAUCGGAGAUAGAAUCCUUCUCACGUGUAAUCCGGGAUUUGUACAUCUCGGAUCGAAUGAUCGUCGGUGUUUACCGACAGGCAAAUGGAGUGGAAGCAGCACUCAGUGCAAAGCUCUACCAGUAUUUACCAGGCUGCCUCGCAACAAGACUGUCGAAGUUUCGUAUGCAGCGACGAUUGAGUGUUCUGCUGACAAAAGAUCAAUUGAUAAGGCUGUAAUAACGUGGUACAAAGACGGUAAAGUACUGGGACCCUCUCUCCGAUAUUACAAAGAUCGUGUGACCGAUUAUCUGCAUAUUCCUCGUGCAUUGGUUGACGAUGCAGGAUUAUACAGCUGUGAGGCGAAGAACGCAGCCGGGAGCAGACACGCGUCCAUGUAUUUGACCGUAAGACAAAAACAGAUGGCUUGCGGAAAGGCAAAAUUUACAACCAGAGCUAAGAUAAUUGGCGGACAAAGAGCUGAGCAUGGUUCUAUUCCCUGGCAGAUAUUACUUUUCAACAAUGUGACUAAAGCUCCAUUUUGCGGAGCUAGUUUGCUGAAUGAAAGAUGGGGAAUCACUGCUGCACAUUGUUUGUAUUUACAAAAUAUGAACAACGUGGUAGCAAUAUUGGGUGAGCACCAAUGGAACAGGGAUGAUUCAUCAGAACAACGAAUGUCCAUUUCUGAGAUACAUCUUCAUUCCCAAUACAAUCCAUCUACUUUUGACUCUGAUAUUGCUGUAUUCAAGUUUACAAAACAAGCUAUAUUCACUGACUAUGUAAUACCAGUCUGUCUUCCAACGAGUACCGAAGAUUUUGCUCUUUCAAACGGUGGAAAUGUAGCGAGAAUUAGUGGUUGGGGAGCUAGGAAAGUGGGUAAGACCCGUCCAGUGAAAAGGCUUCACACGGUUGAAAUUGAAACGGUUUCUCACAGAAUAUGUAAGGCGAAUCAUCUACCGAAAUAUAUCAUUACGGUGAACAUGUUGUGUGCAGGUCGCACUGAUGGUAAAGGGGAUGCUUGUCAAGGUGACUCUGGUGGGCCUCUAACUGUCAAAAAUGCUAACUCUAUGAAGAAUGUCUUAGUUGGUAUCGUAAGCUGGGGAGAUAGGUGUGGUCAGACAAAUAAAUAUGGGGUGUACACGAAAGUAAAGAACUAUAUAUCCUGGAUAAACAACCACAUAAAAAAUGUUUAGUGAUCUGUGGACAGAUCGUAUCAGAUUGGAUUCACAUGGUUUAUGAGAAACGGAUUUUAAUAGCAGUUUAAUUCUUAAAUUAAUUCAAAGGAUUAUUGCGGUAGCGUUUGGGGUGCUAAUAUUUUAUUCAUUCAUUUAUCCCGAACGCAGAUAAACGUGUAGUAUCGCAUGAAAUGAACAUAAAUAAAUUGCAAAUGAGUAAUAUGUUUUAA
This is a messenger RNA of Dendronephthya gigantea, 4736 nucleotides long. RefSeq lists its product as uncharacterized. The transcript has 19 exons. Bases 472 to 4524 code for a protein of 1350 amino acids. Gene Ontology annotation, molecular function: serine-type endopeptidase activity. Gene Ontology annotation, biological process: proteolysis. The record is from RefSeq and is a predicted model, not a curated record. Lineage: Eukaryota; Metazoa; Cnidaria; Anthozoa; Malacalcyonacea; Nephtheidae.